Molecule: messenger RNA, 1650 nt
Organism: Nipponia nippon (crested ibis)
Lineage: Eukaryota; Metazoa; Chordata; Aves; Pelecaniformes; Threskiornithidae
Gene: LGI3
Product: leucine rich repeat LGI family member 3
Biological process (GO): regulation of exocytosis
Cellular component (GO): synaptic vesicle
Molecular function (GO): protein binding
Source: RefSeq, a predicted model, not a curated record
AUGGAGCUGUGGCACAGGAGGAGGAUGCCGAGGGGCCAGCUCUCUGCUCUCCUCCUCCUCGCCUUGGCCUGGCUCUGGCUGCCGGCAGGGGGUCGGCGUCCCCCCCGGCCACCCCCUUGCCCCCCGAGCUGCUCCUGCACCCGGGACACAGCUUUCUGUGUGGACUCCAAGGCCGUGCCCAGGAAUCUGCCCCCCGAGGUCAUCUCGCUGACGAUGGUGAACGCAGCCUUCACGGAGAUCCGAGAGGCAGCCUUCGCCCACAUCCCCUCGCUGCAGUUCCUCCUCCUGAACUCCAACAAGUUCACGCUGAUCGGGGACAACGCCUUCGCUGGCCUCUCGCAUCUCCAGUACCUGUUCAUCGAGAACAACGACAUCCAGGCGCUCUCGAAGGCCACUUUCCGUGGGCUCAAGUCCCUGACCCACCUGUCCUUGGCCAACAACAACCUGCAGACGCUGCCCCGGGACCUCUUCAAGCCGCUGGACAUCCUGAGCGACCUGGACCUCCGGGGCAACACGCUGGCCUGCGACUGCAAGAUCAAGUGGCUGGUAGAAUGGCUGGAGAGCACCAACACCACGGUCCCCGCCAUCUUCUGCAGCAGCCCCGGGCAGUUCGAGGGCCAGCGGAUCCGGGACCUGGCACUCGGUGACUUCCAGUGCAUCACCACAGACUUCGUGGUGCAUCAGGUCCUGCCCUUCCAGUCGGUGUCGGCUGAGCCCUUCACCUACGCCAGCGACCUGUACGUCGCCCUGGCACAGCCCGGCGCCAGCAGCUGCGCCGUCCUCAAGUGGGACUACGUGGAGCGCAAGCUGCGUGACUUUGACCGCAUCCCCGCUCACUCGGCGGUGCACUGCAAGCCCAUCGUGGCGGAGAACCAGCUGUACGUGGUGGUGGCCCAGCUUUUCGGCGGCUCCUACAUCUACCGCUGGGACACUGCCGUGGACAAGUUCAUCAAGAUCCAGGACAUCGACAGCCAGAAGACCCGCAAGCCUAACGACAUCGAGGCCUUCCAGAUCGAAGGCGACUGGUACUUUGUCAUCGCCGACAGCUCCAAGGCGGGCUCCACCAGCCUCUACCGCCUCAACCAGAAUGGCUUCUACUCCCACCAAGCCCUCCAUGCCUGGCACCGCGACACCGACGUGGAAUACAUGGAGAACGACGGCAAACCCCGGCUGAUCAUCUCCAGCAGCUCCCAAGCCCCCGUCAUCUACCAGUGGAACCGGGCGCAGAAGCAAUUCGUGCUCCAGGGGGAGGUGGGGGAGAUGCUGGACGUGCAGAUGGUGAAGCACUUCAGGGUGAAGCGGGACCAAUUCCUCUGCCUCAGCCGCUACAUCGGUGACUCCAAGGUAGUGCGAUGGGAAGGGCAGCGCUUCGUUGAGCUCCAGACGCUGCCGUCCCGCGGCUCCAUGGUGAUGCAGCCCUUCUCGGUGGAGCAGCGGCAGUACCUGGCCCUGGGCAGUGACUUCUCCUUCACCCACGUCUACCUGUGGGAAGAGGAGAAGCAAAAAUUCGUCAAGUUUCAGGAGCUGUCGGUACAGGCGCCGCGGGCUUUCCGCUACGUGCCGGCUGCCGACGUGCAGCUCCUCUUGGCUCCCAGCUUCAAGGCCAACACGCUGGUCUACCGGCAUGUGGUGGUGGACCUCAGCCUUUAG